Molecule: messenger RNA, 1531 nt
Organism: Paecilomyces variotii
Lineage: Eukaryota; Fungi; Ascomycota; Eurotiomycetes; Eurotiales; Thermoascaceae
Product: putative xylitol dehydrogenase XdhB
Exons: 2
Coding region: 173-1342 (389 amino acids)
Biological process (GO): D-sorbitol catabolic process
Molecular function (GO): zinc ion binding; L-iditol 2-dehydrogenase (NAD+) activity
Source: RefSeq, a predicted model, not a curated record
GUGUUGUUUUGCAUCCAUCAGUCAGGUAUUCUCUCCGCCAUAAGUAUCUGCUUGGGAAACCCCUUCUGAAGCAUCUCGCGGUCACGAUUGUCGUUAUCAGUGCUCCAUUAUCUGAACCAGAUAAGCGCCGGUUCGCUUCUCAUUCCUCCCGAGCGAUCGCUGCACCAUAGUAAUGGCGGUCGACACGUCUGUUCCGGUGCCUUCGAAGCCCAAUAUUGGAGUCUUCACGAACCCAAAGCAUGAUCUCUGGCUGGCAGACGCGAAGCCAACGGUGGAGGAGGUGAAGAGUGGAAAGGACCUGAAGCCGGGUGAGGUGACGGUUGAGGUCCGCAGCACGGGUAUCUGCGGAUCAGAUGUCCAUUUCUGGCAUGCUGGCUGUAUCGGUCCCAUGAUCGUCACGGGCGACCACAUCCUGGGCCAUGAAUCGGCCGGGCAGGUUAUUGCCGUCGCUCCCGACGUGACCAAGCUCAAGGUCGGCGACCGUGUUGCCAUUGAGCCCAACAUCAUCUGCAAUGAGUGCGAGCCCUGUCUCACUGGUCGCUACAAUGGCUGUGAACGAGUGGAGUUCCUGUCCACCCCGCCAGUGGACGGUCUGCUACGACGAUACGUCAACCACCCCGCCAUCUGGUGCCACAAGAUCGGAGACAUGAGCUACGAGAACGGUGCGCUGCUGGAGCCUCUCAGUGUCUCUCUGGCAGCCAUGGAGCGCAGUGGGAUCCGUCUCGGGGACCCCGUCUUGAUUGCUGGAGCUGGUCCGAUCGGUCUGAUCACCCUCCUCAGUGCCAGCGCUGCAGGGGCCACACCCAUUGUCAUCACCGAUAUCGACGAGGGCAGGUUGAAGUUCGCCAAGUCUCUCGUCCCUGGCGUCCGUACGUACCAGGCGAGGACCGGCGUGUCUGAUGAGGAGAACGCACAGGGAAUCAUCGAUGCGUUGAACGAUGGCCACGGCAGCGAGCCCGAUGCCAUCCGUCCCCGUCUCGCUCUGGAGUGCACUGGUGUGCAGAGCAGUGUGUGCUCUGCUAUCUGGAGUGUCAAGUUCGGAGGCAAGGUCUUCGUCAUCGGAGUCGGCAAGAACGAGAUGACCAUUCCGUUCAUGCGUUUGAGUACAUGGGAGAUUGACCUGCAGUACCAAUACCGUUACUGCAACACCUGGCCCAGAGCCAUCCGACUCGUCAGGAACGGCGUCAUCGACCUCAAACGGUUGGUCACUCACCGUUUUACAUUGGAGGAUGCCCUCAAGGCCUUCGAUACGGCCUCGAACCCUAAGACCGGCGCCAUCAAGGUGCAGAUCAUGAGCUCUGAGGAGGAUGUCAAGGCCGCCAACGAAGCCGACAAGGCGUAAAAAUUAGCCCCUGCUACAUUGAUGUCUGGAAGGCAGAUAUUCUCACUCAUCCACAUAUGUUGCUUCGCCACUCGGCGGUCCCUUUAUUCGUUUUUGAUGAUGAUGACUCCAUGUAUAUAGUUCUUCGGUUGAAUGGGUCUUGAGAAGUGGUGUCUUAGGUAGGGUCUGUGAUAGAGAGCGAAAUGAAAA